Messenger RNA from Carassius gibelio (silver crucian carp), 4258 nucleotides. RefSeq lists its product as uncharacterized. Bases 91 to 2730 code for a protein of 879 amino acids. Gene Ontology annotation, biological process: cell-matrix adhesion. Lineage: Eukaryota; Metazoa; Chordata; Actinopteri; Cypriniformes; Cyprinidae. The record is from RefSeq and is a predicted model, not a curated record. The transcript is spliced from 18 exons.
CUGCUAACCCACAGCAGGCACAAGAGUCUGUUAGAAGCUGUCUGAGGAGAAGGACUCCUACAUUCUGGUUUUAUCUCUGACGUCGUCAUCAUGAGAUUGUCUCCAGUAUCACAACAUCUGCUGGUGUUCAUAUCAGUCCUGUCACUCAGCAUUACAACAGCAACGGCAUGGACAGCACCGGUGAUAUUCUACCCAUUCGGCUCAGCAGCAGGAGACACACAAGUUCUUGAAACUGGGUCUGAAACCUCUGCAUAUGUUGCCUUCUCCACUCCAUUUAAGUUCUUUGGCCGCACAUACAGCCACACAUAUGUUAAUAAUAACGGACUCCUUACAUUCAACCAAGCUUUACCAGAAGCUCAACCUAACAUCUUUCCCAUGUUUGGAAGUAGAGACUUCAUUGCCCCGCUCUGGGCUGACCUUGAUGACAUUAGUAUAGGCCUUUACUCCUAUCAGGAGUACACAAAUGGAAGUGUUCUCACUCGUGCCACUCAGGAUAUAAACCAGUAUUACCCUCAGAUGAACUUCAAUGCUUCUUGGGUCUUUGUUGCAACGUGGGACUUUGUUUUAACGUCAAAUAUAACUGUUUUAAAUCUUCACUUAGCACCGGCUAUCACUUUUCAAGUCAUUUUGAUUUCAGGUGGUGGUUAUUACUUCAUUUUGAUGAAUUAUGGUGACUGUGUUGCGAUAUCCAUAUCAGUGGAGGCAGGAUAUGACACCAUCGACUCCACUGACUACUAUCGGAUUCAUUAUUCAUCGAAUGGCAACUACCUCCCAAACCUCAAGAACACAACUAACGUAAAUGUUCCAGGUCGCUGGGCCUUCCCUGUGAACGACAGACCAGCUCCAGAAAUAUUCUACCCAUUCGGCUCAGCAGCUGGAGACACAAACAAUACUGCUGCUGAUGAUGGAAGCUCCUCUGUUAUUCAACUGUUGAGUCCAUUUCCAUUCUUUGGCCGCACAUACCAGCAGAUUUAUGUUAAUAAUAAUGGACACCUCACAUUCAACCAACCUUCAUCACAAUUUGUUCCCUACUCAUUCCCUGCUAGAGGAAGCCAGGAUGUAAUUGCUGGUCUUUGGACAAACCUUGACAACAGUGCGAGAGGUGUAGUUUCUUAUCAUCAGUACACCAGUGGAAAUGUUCUCACACGUGCCACUCAGGAUAUAAACACACAGUUCCCAAAUCUGAACUUCACUGCUUCUUGGGUCUUAGUUGCAACGUGGAAUAAAGUUGCUUACUUCAACUUAAUCAACACAGAAACAUCGUUUCAAGUGGUUUUAAUUUCAGGUGGUAAUUUUUCAUUUAUUCUGAUGAAUUAUGGUGACAUUGCUGUAACAGCACAUCCAGUGCAGGCUGGUUAUGACACGAUAAACUCCACACACUACUUUGUGAUUCCUGGAUCAAUCAAUGGCAGCUUCAUCUCAAACCUCAGGAACUCCAGUAAUGUUAAAGUUCCCGGUCGAUGGGUCUUCAGGGUGGACGGUGGACCAGGAAACAGCAAAACCCUGCCCUAUGAUCCCUGCUAUAACUACACUGUGCUGGAUGAUUUACGGAGAGCCACCGACAAUCAAUUACAAUCAUCAUAUUACGCUCAAUAUACCUCUAAAUUACUGUGUGACACUGAUGUCAACUGGGUUGGCUGGUACCGUCUCUUCAUUCGGGGUCAGAGUGUUCAGAUGCCUGACACAUGUGUCGAUCAGUUAAGCUGUGGAACUCAUGCCCCGCUGUGGUUGAACGGUCAACACCCAAAAAUUGAGGAUGGGGUGGUGACCCGAAGUGUCUGCGGUCACUGGUUGAAUAACUGCUGUUAUUUCCAGUCGAAUCCUAUUAAAGUGAAAGCCUGUCCAGGAGGGUAUUAUGUCUAUGAGUUUGUGAGACCAGUAGGCUGCUAUUUGGCAUACUGUGCAGCACCAGCAAUAUUUUAUCCAUUCGGCACAGCAGCAGGAGACACAAACAAUGCUGCUGUUGAUGAUGGAAACUCUUCAGUUAUUCAGAUGUUGAGUCCAUUUCUGUUCUUUGGCCGCACAUACCAGCAGAUUUAUGUGAAUAAUAAUGGAUACCUCACAUUUAACCAAGCUUCAAAUGAAUAUGUUCCCUACUCAUUCCCCGCUAGCAGAAGUCAAGAUGUAAUUGCUGGUCUCUGGACUGAUCUUGACAACCGUCAGAGAGGUGUAGUUUCUUAUCGUCAGUACACCAGUGGAAAUGUCCUCACACGUGCCACUCAGGAUAUAAACUCACAGUUCCCAAAUCUGUACUUCACUGCCUCUUGGGUGUUUGUUGCAACGUGGAAUAAAGUCGCUUACUAUGCUUUGACCAGUACAGAAACAUCGUUUCAAGUGGUUUUAAUUUCAGGCCGUAAUGUUUCAUUUAUUCUGAUGAAUUAUGGUGACAUUGCUGUAACGGGACAUCCAGUGCAGGCUGGUUAUGACACGAUAAGCUCCACACAAUAUUUUGUGAUUCCUGGAUCAAUCAAUGGCAGCUUCAUCUCAAACCUCAGGAACUCCAGUAAUGUUGAUGUUCCCGGUCGAUGGAUCUUCAGGGUGGACGGUGGAUCAAAGUCAAACAAUGAGUACAUCACUGGACUUCAAGUAAAACUUUCCUCAUUUUCUGACCUAUCAGAUACUGGAAACAUUGAGAUCGUUUUACAGCAAAUAAAACAGGAGCUGGUCAAGUACGGUCUGCCAAACAGCAUCGAGCUGAAGUUAAGAAAAGUGCAAAAGAUAAAGCCAUAAUUUCAUUCUACUUCUGGAAAAGAAAUAAAGCCGUUCAAUUCACUUAGCACCUGACAGCAAAUAUCUAACUGAUCAUGUGAAGACUGAGAUUAAUGUGGUUUUGAAGAACCCAUGAAAACAACCCAAACAAAAUGAUACUUUAGUACAAAAAAACUGCUAAACUUUGACAAAGUCAUUUUUUAUUAUUACAAUAAUGAUAUCAUAAUCUCUAUACAUAAAUCUAAAUAAAAAAAAUAAAAAAACUUUUGAAAAGAUCUAUACUUAUGUUGACCUGACAAAUAAGUCAUUAAGUAAUUAUCUACUGUAGCUGAAAUUUCAUAUUUUUCUAAUUUUAUAAGUGUUUGAUUUCAAUUACAUGGAAACUAUUUCCCAUUAUGUUAUGGUACACUUGGUCAUGUUAUCCCCAUUAAUUAAAAUUAGAAAUGUGGGUCUUUCAUAAAAUGUUUUUUUAUUUAUUUAUAUAAAUGUAAACAAAAUACAAUAAAUCCUCCCAAAACUGCACAAAUGUAGAGUAAAAUCAUUAAUAAACUGAUUAAAAAUACAUUUGUUUUUUAAAAAGCUUUAUCGUCACAUUUUGUUUUCUGGCCCGAAAAGCAACAAACAGCACAAAAGAGUUAAAGUGGUUUUAUAUUAGGUACAGUAUAGUGGUUAAGAUUAAUAAUACUGUAUACUGACAUCCAGUCCAGGUUACUUACAAUUAUAAGCCUUCACAUUUAUCUGACAAUAUCCAUUUAGAAAAGUAUAUGUUUUAAUUCAAAUAUUUUCAAUGAAUUAGUUGAUAUCAGAUGCUAUAACAAACCUAAUCUGACAGAUUUUAACACAAAUGGACUGUUGGCUGCAGUGACCUGUUUCAUAACCAACAACAACCAAUGCAUGUAUUCCUAAUUUCUCUGGACUCUGGUUUUAGGUGAACUAUUUGUUCUGCAUCUACUGUCAGGUUAAGAACUGCAUUUAAUGUUGUAUAAUGUAUAUCUGUUUCUUGGAAACCAGUGUGUUCUGAAGAUGGAAAUGUCACUCAACAGGAAAAAGCAGUCUUUAUGUAUAAAUCCAGCAAUCAUAUAGUCUUCAGCAAUUAUCUUUGAUCCUCCUCUUCUCUUUCUCUCAUUCUUCUUUGUGUUAUCACUUGUUAUCUAACCAUUCUUUUGUUUUCAAAGCAAAAGCAAAAGUAUGUAAUGGUAUGGGUUUUUUUUUUCUUAUUGGUCUCAGCCAUGAGAACAUUCAGAAGUAGAUUACAAUACAGAAUGUAAAAUGUUUAAACAUCUUUGUAAAUAUAUUUUAAAAAAUAGACAUGAAGCUUAACAAGAAAUAACCUAAUCAUCACUCAAUAUCAUAAACCUCAUUCUGAAAGGUUUAAAAGCAUCUUAAUACUGUAUAUGGGCUAAUAAGUGGAAGGUUACAUUAUAGAUAUUAACAUAAAUACAUGAGGAAACUACCUAUUCUGAUAUGCCAAUCUUAGUAUGCAUUUACUUUUUUUUUUGGUAUCGAUGGUUACCAUUUUAAUGUCAAUAAAAUUCCAAUAAUCAACUUU